Eruca vesicaria subsp. sativa (arugula) is the source of this 1446-nucleotide messenger RNA. NCBI's taxonomy places the organism in Eukaryota, Viridiplantae, Streptophyta, Magnoliopsida, Brassicales, Brassicaceae. The record is from the annotation of a GenBank genome assembly.
AUGAGAAGGCUGUUGAUUAAGCGAAACCUAAGUCUCUUGUGGCUGUUGAUGAAGCGAAACUUGAGUCUCUUGUGCAGAUCCGUGCUCAGAUUUGUCAAGAUAUCUGCUCACAGAGUCAUGGCCUGUUUUCUCUACUGCUUCCGCGGCAAAGACUCUUCACUCGCCAAUUCCAAAAAAGGUGAAAACUCGCAGAGUCAUCAUUUAUCGGCGUUGUUUCGGUCUGGAGAGAAAGAAGCUUCUUCUCCUUGCCUUGACAAAGAAAGAUUUGAUUUGGAUUCUAUACGUAUUGACAAAGGCCUAAAGGAUGAGGCGCGGUUUCUUAAAGCUUGUGGUACUAUACCGGAGACGCCUAUUGAAAUUAGGAAAGCGUCACUUAAACUGAGAAGUCCUACUCAACAUUCUGGAUCUUCCCAUUUCCACUCAUGGAUUUCUAGUAGCUCUGCGCUCGGGUUUCAUGUGGAUGAAUCCCCAACCCCCAUGAAAGCUUGUGAAGAGGUGGAAAGACCAUCAUUUACUUCAGAGCAAACACCAAGCAGAGGUUCAACACAUGUCCGGGACAAUGCAAGGAUCACGUCUGCUUUUAAGGAUGCUGAUGAAGUAGGAAGCAUGGGCACUGCAGUCAAGGGUGACUUGGAUAGAUCUGCCAGGCCAAUGCUCACAGCUGGAAAGACAAAAUCGGUGCGGUUUGAAUGUGAUCUUGAACAAUCUCAAUCUUCUAAUUCUUCCGAGAAUAGCAGUUCAAGAAAACCCCAGAUGGGUGGUGGCAAGAUUAGUUUUACAUUGAGCUCGCCUAAUCCAACUCCAUUGAAGCUAUCUGAUGAGAUGCAGACUCCCGGAACCAUAUAUCCAGCGAACAUGGAAUCAGCAGGAAAGGGAAGGCCAAGAAUCAGGUCACAAUUUGUGCAUUCAGUCUCCAAUCUGAUAGAGAAUGCACCCAUAUAUAAGGCCCGCGCUGGUUUACAUGAGAGCCUAGAACAAGCUAAAUGGCAGGGCUACAAAGAGCAGAUAGAUGGUGAAACUCCCACUUCGGCAACUCAAGGGGAAAAGGUAGAAGCAAACUCAUAUGAGAAACUGUCCAAGUUUGAGGCAAGCUUUUCUCCUUGGCUAAACCCGAUCGACAAAGACUGUAAUGAAAGGACACCUGGAGUCAAUGCCAUAACGCCAGGUGAGAGGCCUAUCAUUGGAUUGGUUGCUGCUCACUGGAAUGAGGAUGAGAAAAAUGAGAUUUCACCCAAAUGGUGGGAUGGGAAUGGAAUCCCAAAUACGACAACCAAAUACAAGGAGGAUCAGAAAGUGAGUUGGCAUGCAACACCGUUUGAAGUGAGACUGGAGAAAGUACUCUCGGAAGAAGGUGGUCAGAGUUUAUUCCCUCGAAGGAAACUUGAAGUGAUGGAGGAUGAAGAAGACUCGGACAUAUCGCAGUUGGAGCAGCAACCAGCUCGGUAG